Mytilus californianus (California mussel) is the source of this 1321-nucleotide messenger RNA. RefSeq lists its product as uncharacterized. Bases 477 to 1025 code for a protein of 182 amino acids. The transcript has 4 exons. Gene Ontology annotation, molecular function: GTP binding; GTPase activity. NCBI's taxonomy places the organism in Eukaryota, Metazoa, Mollusca, Bivalvia, Mytilida, Mytilidae. Gene Ontology annotation, cellular component: cytoplasm. The record is from RefSeq and is a predicted model, not a curated record. Gene Ontology annotation, biological process: intracellular protein transport; vesicle-mediated transport.
ACCAAACAAAGUGUUAGGUAUUGAAUGUCAAAGUUAUGAACUAUUUGUUUGUAAAUCAAAACAUUACAUUGUACACAUAGGCUUUAUUUACCUACAGUAAAUAGGUAAAAUUUGAUUUAAUUUGUGAUUGUAUAGGGGAUAAAUAAUACAGUGAAUUAGUGAGGAUUAUAUAGUCUCUAAUUUUACUUUUCAAAUAAAAUGUAAAAAAAAGAAAAGGAUAAUCUAUGUACAUGUUAGACAUAAAUAUUUACAAAAUCGUCACUCGAAUCAGUAAAUACAAGUAGUCCUGAAAUCAAAGAUGGCAAAGGAAUUGUCGCGUUAUAAUAAUUUGUGGUACUAGGAAUUAAAAGGUAGUCAAAUUCGCUGUGGUGUCUAUGUCAUAGUUGAAGUUACUCAGAUUCAUUUAAAGAAAAUAACCUUGAGAACUAAAAGGACUUAAACUGGGUGUGCAGACAUAAAUUCCCUAUGACGCUAUUAUGGGGUGUUCCGCUAGUAAGACUUACCGUGGCGGAAACUCCUUGAGAAUUGUCAUGGUGGGCUUAGAUGGAAGUGGUAAAACCACCUUAAUGUACAGACUAGUUACAGGAGAAGUAAUAGAGGCAACACCUACGUUAGGAUUUAAUGUAGAGACAAUAACAUACAAAGAUAAUGAAUUCACGAUUUGGGAUAUGGGAGGUCAGGAGAACAUCAGAAGAUUAUGGAGGCAUUAUUUUCUAAGAAUUAGAGGCAUCCUAUUUGUAAUUGACAGUGCAGACAAGGACAGGAUAGAUGAGGCACAGCAAUUACUUGAUGAACUUCUGCAAAACGAUGAACUUUUAGGUACACCUAUUGUCGUUGUGGCCAACAAACAAGACUUAGACGGUGCAAUGAAGGAAAAAGACAUUGUUGAACUUUUAGAGCUUAAACAAAUCUCUGGACGUUUAUGUACUAUACAGGGAACGAGUGCAAUAACAGGAGCUGGUAUCCAUAAAGCAUUAGACAAUAUACUUAGAUUCAGACAUCAUAUGGAGAGUGUUCGGGGAUAGUGGUGAUCACUUAUUUAAUGCUGAUGAUCAAUUGUCCUAUAUUUCCAGAACAAUGCAGUGGGAAAUAUAAAUCAUAACGUUUUAAAAGUGAAUCCUAAAUGUUCUACCUGAAAAUCAUUUCAUAAAGAACAUACUAUCUAGUGUAUAUCUUUUUGGUAUAAUGAAACAUUAAUCGCUACUUGGAUGUUCCUAACAUGAUGAUCAGAAUUUUCAUUGGCAUAGUGAUGCAUAGUUUUUUUUUAUUCAGGAACCCAUUCAUAUAUGUAAUAAUAUUUUAGAAAAAAUGUUAAUUAUUA